AUGAACCAGCUCCGCGAGACCUUACUCGGUCCCUCGCCUCACGGCCCUGACGAUAUACAAGGAGCCGACGGCAUCGCCCAUGAUCGUGAAGAUGUGCGAAUGUCAAUCGCUAGAGGCCAACUCGACGAGCUCCGGAAAUCCGUCCUUUUCAAUCGGACCUGGAUCAUAAACAGUCGGUACUGUGAACUCGGAGACGGUGUGGAUUCCCUCGUGGGCUACCUUCAUCAUAUCUGGUAUGCCUACUACCAGCUCAGUCGACACACACCGCACGAAGCCGCCGAGCACGACUCUCUUGUCCUCGAUAUCCUCCGCAUUCAGGGUCGAGGCCCGCUGACCAGACCCGUUGCUGGCAAUUACGGGAUCGACAUUGCACGAACCGUUGAAGGCGCGGUGUGGAAUGAUAUGCCAUUCUUAGUGACUGACAUGACUGAGGUUUGGAUGAGCGACUUCGCAACCAUGUCUGGAGCGCAUCGUCUCAACUUCUCGUCCUUUUUAGCUAAGCUAGCUUCCACUCGCAUCAGCAAAGAUAGGAUGUGUCAGGUCGCGAUCAUACUCUUCCGUUAUACGUUUGAGUAUCCCCAAGAAGUCUAUGCCUUCAAUGAUCCGGACAUUGAGGGCGCAGAAAGAACCCUCAGAGGUCUUCAACUUCAGCAGCUUCUUCCAUCUGUCUUCGUGUGGAUCAAAGAGGCAGGGAACAACCUGCUUCUACUCUCGGAAGUCUCGUGGGAUGAUUGUCCCAGCACUAUUGGCCACGGAGGCUCAUUGUUUGUGGAGUCCGAGUUUGGAAAGCAGGCUGGAAAUGGAAUGAGCCCAUGGAGGUGGAUGUUUUGGUUGAAGCGACUUCAUGAGUUCCAAGAUCAAGCCAUCAAAGUUGGCGAGAAAGGCGUGGAGGAUUUGUGCAAAGAUUCUAUCAGUCACAUGCUUUCCGAUGCAAAAACCCGGAAUUCGGAGGUUUUGAGGGCUUAUGAAUCUGGGAGUGAGUUUCUUCGUCAGGAAGUUCAUCUAUCGGCUCUUCAAAAGAUCUUGGAUGGCGAGGGAGUAUGA
Molecule: messenger RNA, 1044 nt
Organism: Penicillium brevicompactum
Lineage: Eukaryota; Fungi; Ascomycota; Eurotiomycetes; Eurotiales; Aspergillaceae
Product: DUF3632 domain-containing protein
Exons: 1
Coding region: 1-1044 (347 amino acids)
Source: RefSeq, a predicted model, not a curated record